Molecule: messenger RNA, 493 nt
Organism: Zingiber officinale
Lineage: Eukaryota; Viridiplantae; Streptophyta; Magnoliopsida; Zingiberales; Zingiberaceae
Exons: 5
Coding region: 84-395 (103 amino acids)
Source: RefSeq, a predicted model, not a curated record
UGCAUCUCUCAUUUAGGAAACUGGAGUUAGAUCGAGUUUAUUCUAAAUUAGGUGAAAAGAUUACCAGAAUCUUUAGAGACUACAUGACAAAGGUUACCGAGUUUGAGGAGCUAGCUGAUGUGGGGAAGAGGUUUCUUACUAGAUUUAACAGGGUAACAGCAAUGUUUAGGACGGUUGAACUUCAGAAGACUUCAAACAACAUCAGUAGGAUAAUUGAUGCUAACUGGAAUGAACAUAUGAAAACUUAUGUUGAAGCAGGGUGCAAACAACAGUCGCAAAGUGUUCAAAAUAUGUAUAAUUCUCACUCUUGUGUUUUGGGAUUGCGAGACAAUUUGAAGAAUGGUAUUACUAUUAACUCCCAUCUGAAGCUUUGCUCAAUGAACUUGAUUGCCUAAAGGAAGAUGCAAUUGCUGUCACAGAAGCAGCAACCAAGAGUGCUACGGCUUUGGAUGACUCUUUUUGUGAAGAAAUGUUAAAAGAUAUUUCCUUUGAG